This is a messenger RNA of Trichoderma aggressivum f. europaeum, 4473 nucleotides long. RefSeq lists its product as uncharacterized. The record is from RefSeq and is a predicted model, not a curated record. The transcript is spliced from 5 exons. Gene Ontology annotation, biological process: nucleoside metabolic process. Lineage: Eukaryota; Fungi; Ascomycota; Sordariomycetes; Hypocreales; Hypocreaceae. Gene Ontology annotation, molecular function: catalytic activity; protein binding. Bases 1 to 4473 code for a protein of 1490 amino acids.
AUGAGUCCCAACACGAAAUCCCAUGCCGAUUACAGCGUCGGAUGGGUCUGCGCGCUGCCACAAGAGCAAACCGCAGCUACGGCCAUGCUAGACGAGAGGCAUGAGGGUCUAUCGAAGCCUCCCACUGAUAGUAACGCCUAUACUCUCGGCUCUAUAGGCCAGCAUAACAUCGUUAUCGCUUGUUUACCCAAAGGUUAUGCUGGUCCGAACUCAGCAGCCACCGCGGCUACUCAGAUGGUCCAGGCGUUUCCCUCCAUUAAAAUCGGUCUCUUAGUCGGCAUGGGAGGAGGGAUUCCGCCAAAGGUACGACUAGGCGAUGUGGUUGUAAGCACACCAGAUGGUCAGUUUCCUGGUGUUGUUCAGUGGGAUCUCGGCAAGUCGACGGAAGGAGGAAAGUUUGAAAGGACUGGUUCUCUCAGUAAUCCCCCCAACUCUUUAUUAUCGGCCCUGGGAAAACUAGAAUCGAAACACGAGCUGGAAGGUUCAAAGAUCCCUGACUUUCUUGAGCAAUUUAGAGAAAGAUAUCCACUGGCCGCAAAGUCAUAUCUUGAUUCUACUUCACUUGAGGAUGUAUUAUUCAAGUCAGGCUAUUCGCACGUUCAUGGGAAGCCCAUCGAAGAUGAUGGAGUGGGUGAUACUAUAAAAGAGGAUGGUGAUGGCGUGUCGGAUGAGGAGGAGGAGGAGGAGGAAGAAGGCUGCGUUUCAUGCGACCCAUCUCAAAUCGUUCGAAGAAAAAAUCGAUCCAUGCGCAUUCAAUACGGUCUCAUAGCAUCUAGCAAUACGACAAUCGAGGAUGCGGAACUCCGAGACAGGCUAACCAAAGAGUUGGACAAAAAAGUUCUUUGCGUUGAGAUGGAGGCUGCCGGACUGAUGAACAGUUUUCCAUGCAUCGUCAUACGGGGCAUUUGCGAUUAUGCAGAUUCCCAUAGGAAUAAAACUUGGCAGAAAUACGCGGCUGCAGUAGCGGCAGCAUUUGCAAAGGAGCUUUUGGGCUGCGUUCAGUCAAGCGAUGUGGAAGGAGAGCGGCCCAUCAGAGAUAUAUUGAAUGAGGUCAAAGACGAACUGAAUCAAAUCAAUCGAGAUAUUAAAGCCGGUUUCGGGGAGACGAAGAAAGAUCUCGAUAAUCUCAUUGACGUCCAGAGAGUUCGAAAGCAAAACGAAGCCCUGGCAUGGCUGAGUUCUGUUGACUCUGCGUCCAUGCAUCAUGACUACAUCAAGAAGUGCGAACCUGGAACAGGGCAAGACUUUUUAAAUUCUGAAGAACUUCAGCAAUGGAUAAACAUUCCACAAACGACUCUGUUUUGUCCCGGCAUUCCUGGCGCCGGAAAGACCUUUCAGAUGGCUAUCCUAAUAGACCAUUUGAGUCGUGGAUUUCGGCAUGACGACACGAUUGGCCUUGCUUUCUUCUAUUACAGAUUUGACCGCCAAGACACACAGAAGCCAGAGCCACUUAUCGCAAAUCUCAUCAAGCAAUUAGGUCAAAAUCACGAACCUUGCCGUGAAAAGAUUCAAAGUUUCUGUGAACAUCAUAAGAAGAAAGGCACUUGGCCAUUGAUUGGAGAGCUUGUUGAUCUGCUCGAGUUGAUAUCAUCAUUACUCUCGAGAGCUUAUGUCAUUAUCGAUGCUCUGGAUGAAUGUGACAACAAUGAAAAUAGCCGCACAAGAUUGCUUGAUGGACUUUUUGCUGCACAAAAGAAAGGGCUUAACAUUUGCGCCACAUCUCGCAAAUUGCACGUCAUUGAACAGAGAUUUGAAGGAGCGUUGAAGUGGGAGAUUAUGGAGAUCAAGAAAUGCAUAAGAUCUGCCAUUGAAGGGAUGUUUCUCCUAGCUCAGCUAUACAUCGACUCUCUUGUUGGCAAGAGAUCCAUUACGAGUAUCCGGAGGGCAUUGAAGACAACAGAGAGAAUCGAUAGAUCAAACGUUCUAAGCAAAGCCUACCACAAGGCAAUGGAACGAAUACAGCAACAGAAAGGCGACUUGCCCGCAGACGCAAUGACCAUUCUUGCGUGGGUGGCUCAAUCCAAGAAACCACUUCCGGUGGGUAUACUUCAAUUAAUACUCGCAAUCGACACUGAAAAAUCCAUGAUAGAUGAAGAUAACUUCCCAACCGCCGACCAUAUCACCCAGGCUUGCGCCCCGCUUGUUGUGAUAGACAGCGAAACUCGAGGAGCUCGACUAGCCCAUUACACUAUUCAAGAAUAUUUUGAAAGCCCAAACGACACUAAGACGGGGAAAUUUCAGAAAUUGAUUGCCGAUACUUGCAUGACAAAUCUGUCAUUUUCCAACCCUCGUUCUGUUUUCAUGAACAAAAACGAUGAUGAAGGAAACUUUCACAACUAUGCAACGGAAUUCUGGGCACAUCACACAGAGGAAGCUUUAUCAGCUCGAGGUUUAGAUAUCCAAAGGGUAGUGCAUUUUCUUAACAACGGGGCGAAGUCAGAUCUGUGGCACGAUUCCUUGAUGCAGAUAGACCUGGCACGCACCAACCUUUCCGCAAGUACAACAGGCGGUCUACUACAAGUUCCAGAGCAAGUAGUCGAAUUCCAUGUCGCAGCCUGCUUGGGUCUAUCAGCUGUAGUGGUAGAGCUGAUCAGAAAGGGAUAUGACCCCGAUGUUAGAGACAAACGGAACAGAUCACCUCUAUGGUGGGCAGUGUAUAACGGACAUGCAGGCAUAGUCGAGCUUUUACUCAAACAGAAUGUCGACAUCGAAGUGAGAGACACUUUUACCUACAGAACGCCUUUGAACCUAGCUGCAAGACGAGGACCAAUAUCAAUUGUUAGAUUGCUCUUGGAUAAAGAUGCAGAUCUAGAACCUGGAAACAAGGACGAAACAAUCAGUCCAAUCACUAUCUCCCAGGAGGUUCUUUCGACAUUGUAUUCAGUGAAUACCAAGUUUCGACCUCAUAACACUGAUACCUUUGGUGAUGAAUGGAGGUACCUCAGUCCCCUCGCAUCGGCGGCAAAGGCAGGGCGCGAAGAGAUAUCAGCGUUGCUUUUGAAAAGGGGUGCAAAGAUAGAGACCACAAGCGAUCACGGACCAGCAAUAUCAGCAUUACAUGUCGCCAUAAAUGCCAAUCGAGAAAGUAUAGUUAGGCUAUUGCUCACACACGGGGCAGAUAUAGAGAUGCGAGAUGCGAAGGGCUCGACGGCGUUGCAUAUCGCUGCAUAUUCUGCAAACCCAAAUUUUCUUGAGCUAUUACUCUCAAAGGAAGCGGAUAUAGGGAGCCGAAAUGAUAACGGUUGGACAGCAUUGCAUUAUGCUGCGGCGAUUGGGCCGGUGAGCAGGGUCGAGCUGUUACUCUCAAAGGGCGCAAAUAUAGAGGCUCAAACUGAAGAGGGUUGGACAGCAUUGCAUCUUGCUGCACGGAACGGCCAAACGAACAUUGUCGAACUAUUACUCUCAAAUGGCCUAGAUGUAGGAGACAAGGACAGAUGGGGGCGUACAGCUUUACAUAUGGGUGCAGAGACAGACCGUGGCCGUGGGGUUGAAGUAUUGCUCGCACAUGGUGCGGAGACGGACAGCCCAGAUGAGAAGGGAUGGACACCGCUGAUGAUCUCUGCAAGCUAUUGCCGCCCGAAUGUAACCAAAACUUUGCUUGCACAUGGGGCAGACGUGGGGAUUCGAGACAAUGAGGGAUGCACAGCGCUGCAUAUUGCGGCAGAAGCAAAAGAUUUAAUAGUAGAGCGUGGCAGUGUGGUCGAAAUAUUGCUCGCGCAUGGCGCAGACAUGGAGAGUCGAAACAAGCAGAACCAGAUGCCCGUUCAUAUAGCGGCAGCCUGUAACAGCUCCAGUAUGCUUGAAGUCUUGCUCGCCCACGGAACAGAUGUGGACAUCCGAGACAGCAAGGGAUGGACAGCGUUACAUAAUGCUGCGAAGUCUAACGCUACGAAUGCAGCCGCCGUACUAAUCACACGAGGUGCCGAUAUAAAUGCUGAAAACGAACAAGGCGAAACAGCGUUGGUGAUAGCCUCAAGGCAUGCAUCUCAGGAAACGCUUGAUGUCCUGAUAGCGCAAGGAGCCCGGCACUCUGAAUGUUCAGUCCUCUCCUGCGCCAUUAUUUCACGUCUCUGGUCGACAGUGGAGCUGCUCGUCGAGAAGGGCGUCACCAUAGAUGAAGAUGUAGCCGUCUGUGGCGGCCGCAUGCUGCAUAACGUGAUCGAAAAAGAUGACAUGUCAUUGUUGGAUUGGCUUCUCCAACACAAUGUGGACGUCAACUACUACGACGUCAAGGCCAAACGCAAUCCGUUGCAUAAAGCUGUCGAGGUAGGAAACUUGAGUAUUGUUGCUCGUCUACUUGAUGUAGAUGGAAUUGACGCCGAGGCAAAAUCCGGGGAGGGGCUGAGCGCUUUGUCAAUGGCUCUUCGCAAUAGGAAAAAGGAAAUUGCAAAAUUAUUGAUGAGUUCUGGAAAAGUGCGCACUGCAUUUGGGCGACCGGAGUUUCUCGAGUUCUUGAAGAAGAAUUACCGUUAA